AUGGCUGAAGAAUCUUUUGAAGACUACGGCUCCGGCGGCGAUGCGUCGCCGUUCGGAAAUUCGAAUUUUCGUCGCUCGAUCAAUCGAAAAUCUGGGCGAUUUCGUCGACCGAGGCCGGAUAAAAAUGCGAAUUUGUCGAUUCCGAAUGGAAAUGGCAAUCUUUCGCCAAAUGAUGCGACGAUUGAGUCGGACAUUGACGAUUUAACAGAUGCCAUGGGGACGAUGUCCAGGAGGAUUAUGAGGAUAGAAGAAGAACGACAAGCGAAACAAGAACACACGGAGCAAGUAAAAAUCGAAAACACGGAAUUGAAACUGCGCGUCAACGAACUGGACAACAACUACCACGAUCUGCAGCUGAAAUACGACGAAAUGAAACAAUCCGAAAGAGCGAAGGCGAGAGACGAUCUCGAGAAAUUGAAGAAAGAAAAGAAUCUUGAACUGGAACUCGCUAAUCAAACCAUUUCUCAACAAAAAGAAGAAAUCGCUCGAAUAACGAAGGAAAACGACAAGUAUCGCCACAAAGCUGAAAAAUACAAGAAACAACUCGAAACCUUGCAAGACAAGCUCGACGCGGCGCAUGUCAAAGUCGAAGAUCAAAUGGAAAAGUAUCAGAAACUCAACGAGUCGACUUCCAACGAAAGAGAAAGAUACACGAAGCAACUGUCUUCGCAUACAACCGAAAAACUUCAAUUUCAGACGCAUAUCGCCCAGCUAGAAGCAGAAAACAAGCAGCUUCAGACAAAAUACGAGGAAAUGAAGAAACAAGCGGUCGACGCUGUCACUUUGGUCAAAACUCAGGACGAGGCAAAACCUUCAGAAGUCCAAAAUCUGCAAGAUGAAAAUGAUAAGCUGACCCAGCAAAUCGAAGAUCUCAACCUUCAACUCUUACAGCAGCAUAUUGCGAAAGCCAAAGAUUUCCAGCGCUCAGGAGAAGCGGAGGAUUCUUUCGCCAACGAAAUCGGCCUCAUGGAAGCUGAUGAAAUUGCAAUAAAGUACUCUGAGUUGAAAUGUCAGCACCAGCAGCUUCAAGAAUAUUUGGACACGCUUUUGACGACUAUUCUUGAGCGAGAUCCGAGCUUGCUGGAAAAACGCCACGAAAAGACUGAGGGGAAAUAA
Molecule: messenger RNA, 1116 nt
Organism: Oikopleura dioica
Lineage: Eukaryota; Metazoa; Chordata; Appendicularia; Copelata; Oikopleuridae
Source: the annotation of a GenBank genome assembly